GUCACCGGCCGAACGCGUCCUGUCACUCGAGUCUCACUCUUGUCAUUUUCUGAAACUUGGCAGCCCUGCAGAUAUCCAACAUGUCAGUAUUUUUGGAUUUUACCUGAUUGCUGGUUGCUGCCACACCUCCACCCAUGAUUCCUCCUCAACUUUUGCUCUCUUCCUGUCCUUCACACACGGAGGAUAUGGGUCUGCUCUGAUUGGCUGAAAAGUUAAUGACUGCACUGAUUGGCUGCUCCAGUGUGUCAGUCAUGUGGAUUUUCUGAACUGGCUUAAAGUUUCUGCAUCAUCCUACAUUAUGUUCUGCUAAAUCUGCACUGGUUUUGAAAGAUUUCCGCUCUUCUGCAGGUAAGAGUCAAUUUAUGGUUUAUAGCCCACUUUCUAUUUCCUUUUUCUGUUACAUUGCUGUAACGCUGCACAAUUACACCACACUUUUACUCUUUUUCUUGCUAUAAUGCUGUUCAGAUGUGGAUUUGUGGCCCACUUUGAUCUCUUUUGUAGAUAAAGUUUUACUUUAGUAAUCUCUGAGCUAUGAUUGGCAGAGGUGGAGGUAAAAGUUCUGCAAGUGAAUCUGUCCAGUUUGUCUGUAUAGUAAUAACUGAGGACCCACUUUUGCAGUAAAAUAUUAAAACUUGUAAAAAGUCUGAUACAAUGUGUCCUGCUAUUAAGUAGCACACUACUGUAAAUAUUAUAGAGCUGUGGCAAUUAUGAACCCAACUUACUGUAAAGCUGUCUCUCCAUAUUUAACAUGGGUCAAAUAGAUCUCAUUUGACAUAAUCAAUAAAAAAUGUAUUGCAUAAUUUACAGAAUAUGCUUUAGAAUAUUUGUGUAUUUAUUACCACUCCCCCUGGGAUUUUGUGGACUUUUGGUGAUUGUUGUAGCUUAAAAUUUUUUGUGGAUUUCUUUCAAAAAAAUUUGUUGAAAGUUGUGAUAUUUGUAGGCAUUAUUUCCUUUACAUCACAGGAGAAAGGGUAUUUUAAAAAAUCUCACAUUCUUGUAAUCAACACCAUAUGACAUGAAAAUUAUAUUGUGUAUGUAUGGGGUCUGGGGGCUAAGAGGAUACCUUUGACUCUCUCAGCCAAACUGGUGUGAGGAGGUCUAAUAUGUUGCAACAGAUCAGUUUUCCUGCACCAUGUUUAACAUGUAUGUUCCCAUAUACAGUCCUGCCCUAACCAUAACCCUUAUGUUUUACAGUGAAACCCAGGAUGUGCAACCUGAGGCCCACCAAUCCAAUUAUUGAUGGACAUGGACCUACAGCAGGAACUACAGCAGGAGCUAUUGUUGCUGUGAUUGUGCUCAUCACUGUAACGCUCACCCCAGUCAUUUACUACCGCUGCAGAAAAAGGCAUGGAAGGUUAAGGAGGAAUCCAUGGGCUCAGACAAACUCAUGCAUCUAUUGGCCCAUAAGAAUAGAACAGCUCAGGUGUGAGGAAGAAGAAAACCCGUAUGAGGUAAUGGAGCCUACCUACCCUGUGCUGUCCACCUCUGCAGAGGACAAUGAGAAGAAUGCAUCUAUUGAGGAGGGUCUGACAGCCUGUAUUGAAGCCAAGGAUUUGUGCUCCUCACAGAUAGAAAAAUCAGAGGACAAUGGAUCCAUGGGAAACAGAGAUCAGGCUGAUACUGAAGGACCGGAGCCACGUUCCUUGUACAUAGAAGAUGAGAUGGAUGUUGAAGGACAGGAGCCACAUUCCUUGCACACAGAAGAUGAGAUUGAUGUUGUAGGACAGGAGCCACAUUCCUUGCACACAGAAGAUGAGAUUGAUGUUGAAGGACAGGAGCCAUGUUCCUUGCACACAGAAAAUGAGAAAAAUGCAUCCCACGUGGAGGUCACGACAGCAUUGUGAAACAAAGGAGCCAUGUUCUUCAGAGGAAGAAAGGUCCAAGGAUGAAGAAUCCCUUAAAGUUCUGUAUUCAAGGAUAACAUAAAUAUUAGACAGGUUUAUAUGUGAAAAUUUACCUCAACACAGUUCAGAUUAGGUCACAAAGGAGAACAGGAUGCCCAGGAGCCACAUCCAUGAGGACACAGUGAAGUUCCUAAAUAUGUUUUUGAUAAUUUCAUGUUUGUUCAGUUUGUCUCAGCCUCUUUACUCAAACUUAUGUGAAAUGUGUGGACCUGGCCCUCAUUGAUUAAAGAGGAGGAAAGGACAUCCAAGUGCCACGUUG
Molecule: messenger RNA, 2163 nt
Organism: Dicentrarchus labrax (European seabass)
Lineage: Eukaryota; Metazoa; Chordata; Actinopteri; Moronidae
Exons: 10
Coding region: 1206-1844 (212 amino acids)
Source: RefSeq, a predicted model, not a curated record